This is a messenger RNA of Carcharodon carcharias (great white shark), 4697 nucleotides long. Its product is annotated as progesterone receptor-like. The record is from RefSeq and is a predicted model, not a curated record. Bases 225 to 2498 code for a protein of 757 amino acids. Gene Ontology annotation, molecular function: DNA-binding transcription factor activity; sequence-specific DNA binding; zinc ion binding. NCBI's taxonomy places the organism in Eukaryota, Metazoa, Chordata, Chondrichthyes, Lamniformes, Lamnidae. The transcript is spliced from 9 exons. Gene Ontology annotation, biological process: regulation of DNA-templated transcription.
GAUAGAGGGAGAGCCGAGACAGAGAGGGGAAGGAGACAGAAAACAAGAGAGUUAGACGGCGGCGAUCACGCUUUGAUACGUUCAGUGAGGUGAUCAGAUACGUGGGAUGGAGUUGGUGCGUGAGGAAAGUUGCAGAGUCGCAGUUGGCGGAGUUCAAACUUGAGAACUAACACCAGGGCCAGAAAGCGAUCACCAGCUGCUUGCUGCACUCUCCAACCAGUGGCAUGGAGCAUGGAGGCAUGAAAAACAUGGACGAGAAGGAAACAACGGACUCGGUUCUACCUUACGCUUCUGAAACCAGUUCCAGAGAUGGGUGCACAACAGACUUACUGAAGGCGGUUUCGGAUUCCAUGGGGCUUUAUAUGGAUGAGCUGCUCCCUCAGACUGAACUAUCAGCAGCUUUGGAUAGGAAGGCUGAGAGUGACUCUGAGAAAAGCAAUAUCCCUCCCAAACAUCUGGAGAGCAUGGGCUUAUCUUCUGUGUCCAAUCUGAGUGACGCGGCUGAAUCUUCUACGUGGGCAAAUUGCGAUUUAAGUUUAAGUGAAACCAACUCCGAAGGGAUUGGCGCGGAAAAGCAGUCCAUCCCCGCAGUCCCUGUGACUUCCUGGUCCCUGAUCAACACCGACAGGAAUAUCCCCACUGAACCCAAAUUGCGUAAAGUGUGUGCCGGAGAAAGUCUAAGUUCAGUCGAGCACGGCGGAACCGACUCGCUCCUCCAGCCCCUGAAAUCCGAAAUCUGUCAAGACAGAGAGGAUGGCUGUAACCCAGCCCCCCGAGGCCAGGUGUCGCCUCUGAAUAUUUUCCGCUUUCCUUUCCUGCCACUCAAUCCUAUCUAUCUGGCCGCACGCACUCACCAACUUCUCACCACGGACGACUGCGACCACGUUCCUUACAUCCCGGACAUUUCCAGCUCGUAUGGUUUUGUCGAGACUGGUGGCUCCCCCAAUUCAAAACCUGAAAGGAAUAUCCAACCAGAAUCCCACCCGGCACUGAACAUGAGUCAGGAAACCAGCAACACGUUUGGUUAUAUGCCCACGGGCUAUUCCCCAUAUACUGACUAUUCCGCUUCCCCUCAACAGCAAAGACCCCCCAUGAGAGGCGAGCCACUUGAAGAUGCUGUAAUGUUUAAGACUGAACCUAUAGAUUCCUAUAGUCUCUCACACCACGAAUCAGGACUCAAUUGCAACUUCUUGGUUCAAGAUGAUACCAUGCCGUCGACUUCUUCAGCCCCUGUGACCUGGUACCAACCCAUUACAUAUUUGGGUUAUCAAGGUGGAACGAAAGCAAUGUCAGACACUUUUUCGCAAGGUUACUCUCAGUACGGUGGUUUGAUAAGGCCAGAGAAUGGAAGAGGCCAUGUUUCUCAUUUUGCCCCUGGGCUGAGUCUGCAGAAACUCUGUCUGAUCUGCGGUGAUGAAGCCUCAGGAUGUCACUAUGGAGUUCUUACAUGUGGAAGCUGUAAGGUUUUCUUCAAGAGGGCUGUUGAAGGGCAACAUAAGUAUCUAUGCGCUGGAAGGAAUGACUGCAUCAUUGACAAAAUUCGAAGGAAGAACUGUCCAGCCUGCCGCCUCAGAAAGUGCUAUCAAGCUGGAAUGGUGUUGGGAGCCCGAAAGCUAAGGAAAUUCAGUAAACUAAAGAACAUCGGAAACAACCCAUCUUCUCUGCAGUCCGAAAUGACACUAUCUAGUGUCAGUCCAGUUGCAAUACCAAAGGUCUCAUUACAUUCAGUUCGAGGGGUCCAGUUCACGCCGACACUCGUUUCCAUUUUACAGAUAAUUGAACCUGAAGUUGUUUAUGCAGGCUAUGAUAACAGUCAACCAGACUCGCCUAACUAUCUGCUAACCAGCCUGAACAGGCUAUGUGAGAGGCAACUUGUAGCUGUUGUUAAAUGGGCCAAAUCUGUACCAGGAUUCCGGAAUUUGCACAUAGAUGAUCAAAUGACUCUCAUUCAGUAUUCUUGGAUGGGUUUGAUGGCAUUUGCAAUGGGAUGGCGAUCAUAUAAACAUGUCAAAGGAAAAAUGCUGUACUUUGCUCCAGAUCUGAUAUUCAACGAGCAACGAAUGCAAAAGUCUGCAAUGUAUGACCUGUGCAUAGCAAUGCGGCAAAUCUCACAAGAGUUCAUUCAUCUUCAAGUGACCCAAGAGGAAUUUUUAUGCAUGAAAACCUUAAUACUCCUUAACACAAUUCCCUUGGAAGGCCUCAAGAGCCAAUCCUACUUUGAAGAGAUGCGGAGAGACUACAUUAGAGAGCUAAGUAGAGCCAUUAACAUGCAGGAGAAAGGUGCACAGAGCAACUCUCAACGUCUUUACCAACUCACUAAACUCAUGGACUCAAUGCAUGAACUCGUCAAGAAAUUACAUCAAUUCUGCUUGAAUACUUUUGUUCAGUCCCAGGCACUCAGUGUGGAAUUUCCAGAGAUGAUGUCAGAGAUUAUUACUACACAGUUACCCAAGAUCCUGGCUGGGCUGGUGAAGCCACUGCUCUUUCACAAGAAAUGAGUAAAUUUCUCUCUUUGUUGUGCCUGGCUGCGUUGAUUCACAGGCAGCAUUUUUUUGCAUUUUGCAAGUUGACAGCUUUACUCUAUUUUUGUGACCAUGACAGUACUGCGAAUGAAGAUUGUUUUCAAAUUUAUUACAGAAGAUUUAGCAAUGCUGUUUGGCAUCAGUUAUAGUGGAAGUCCAUUGCCAUAGCUGCAGUAUAUGUUUUAUAAGCAAUGAAAUGUGAAUUUAGUCUUGUUGUUUAAUGUGUAACUUCCGGAUCAAAAUGAUUUUGUAUCUUUUGGUACUUUCUGGUAUUUUGUAACUUUCAAGUUAUGUAAAGUUUCUGCAUCUGCUAUAAUAGUAAAUGGAAAUGCUUAUGCUCUUCAGUUUGAAAGCUGCAUAACCCCCAAAAUUUCUUUAUUCAUCAUCCUUCAUGUGCCAUAAAUGAUACCAGCCUUUUUAAGUAGUUAUUUAAGUGAAUCUUGUGACCAUCCUUUACAAUGUCCAAUCAGAAAACCUCCUCUGUUCUUGUUUGCUUUUUCUUCUGCCACAGCUAUCAGUUAAAUUGGGUCUGUUGUGUUGGGUGCUAGUUCAGAGAAGGUAUACUUUGCAAAGAUGAUUGUGUCACAAGUUUUUUGUUUAAUGUAAGAUAUUCAGUGUUUAUGUAGUUUGGGAACUUGUAGGUCACCUCGACAUUUUAAAAUCUGCAUUGACUAUUAAGAAACCUUUAUCUGGCCUCAACAGUCACACUUGAUUCUCAUUCAAAUAAGGGUGAACAACAUGCAAUUUUGCAAAAGUGAUAAGGGAGAUCAAGUAAACAGAGACUCUGACAUGCUUCAAGCCAAGGUGGCUGCAUUUAAAUUUCUGCAUAUUAGUAGCUGCAAACGUAAGGCAUUUGCAUUGAUAUCAGCUCCCAUGUUUGUAAAUCCCAGAUUGGAGUUUUCAGUGGGGUCUCUGUAACUCAAUGUGGUGGCACUGUGUUCUCCUAAACACUUUUCCCUUUUAAAUCAAAUUAAUUACGUUAAAUUGGUUGAUCUUGCUCCCACAAAAGGCAACUGACUUCUAGAAUAGCAAAAAUUACAUUUCCUUCGACUUUCCUUACAAGCCACUCUCCCCUGUUUUUGUCUGAUAAUUACCAUUAAUGCCCCCUCUUAGACUGAAAACCAAUAAGUGCAUCCAUUGAAACAAACUAAAGAUCUGGAUAACACAGUGCUGUUGUGGUACUCACAUUCUGAAAAACUUAACAGCAGAUUGUAAUGUGGAAAACAUGAAAUCUGUACAAUUCCAAGUGAAAAUGAUUUCUAUCGUGGUUCCAGGAAUUGAGUUCACUGCAUGCUAUGACAUGUGUCCUGAGCUCCUUCUAGACACUGCUUUAUAAGAGGUUGAAACUGACCUCAAUUGUGGCUACAAAGCUAUGAUUGGGCAUAUAAACAAGUAAAUGAGUGCACAAUUGUAGGCUGCUUGUGCAUAUUUAGAAACAGGACAUGAUGAAAACGGCCCAUUGCUUUUUGGCGACCAAGCAACUGACAUUAUAGAGGAUGUAGUGGCAGAUUUCUCUCAGCAGGAAUGCAAUCCAGUCCCAUGAAUACACCCACCUUAUCCGACAACAUGGUGGUUAUUUUCACAAAGCAGGAUGCCACCACAUCAAGUGACAAUAGGCACCCCUUGAAUUUCCCAUGUUCUUGUAGGGCCUUCUCAAUGAGGGGCUUAAUUUCAGUUCAAUUUAGCUAUGUUGUAUAGAUCAAUUUUUUCAUGUAGAUGUUGUCUCAAAAAAGAAAUCAAUGGUUAACUAUAUUUAAUGAAUGAGGUUAAGGAAAUUGGAUCUUGACUUCUUCCCAUGUCCUCUGUAAAAACUAAAAUAUACAGGACAGAAAAAUUGUAUUAUUGAUUCAAUCUUCAAAGGCAGCCAAGUUAAAGCGUACCACAGAGUAACAUUCAGAGCAAUUGAGGGGAAAUGUUACUAACUGUAUCAAAAUAGUGUUAAAUCAGACAGCCAUUCCCCUGAUUUACCUCUUAUUUCUCUAUAGACAACUGCUCUCUCUCUUACUAUGUGGUCCCUUUAGCAUACAAAGAGAGUCACCUGGGGGAGAACCUGCGGGGGAGGCAGGAGCGGGCUCAAACCCGAUCGGCGCCCCCGAUAGGGUCCACGGUGCCAUUUUAUAUGGGCGGGCCAAUUAAGGCCCACCCAGCAUGAUGAACACCCGGAAGUACUGAGCG